CGCAAGGCCUCCGUUUGCAAAACACAUCUAUUGCCGAUAGAAGGAAAUGACCAGCUACCUGUGGCGGAAAUAUGCAGAUCACUUGUACACAAAGUGGGAGAAAACUUUCCUUUGGGACAUGAUUGAGCCAUACAGGCGGCCGAAAUCUUUUACACCACUCGUCACCAUCUAUGUAGCUGCGUUCUAUACGGGGGUCAUUGGAUCUGCUAUUACAGAGCAACUCUACAAGGAGAAAUAUUGGGAAGAUCACCCAGGAGAGGCAGUGCCCCUCAUGAAACCGAAGUUCUAUUAUGGUCCUUGGAAGGUGCAGAGGACAGAUUUCCUGCCACCGAACCAGUGAAAUUGAAAUCAGACUCUGUAAAAUGAAACAUGCAAUGGGGUGUCUUCAUUUUAUCAUUUGUCUCUGUAAUUUUUUUUUUGAUGA
This is a messenger RNA of Telopea speciosissima, 424 nucleotides long. RefSeq lists its product as uncharacterized. The transcript is spliced from 3 exons. Lineage: Eukaryota; Viridiplantae; Streptophyta; Magnoliopsida; Proteales; Proteaceae. Bases 47 to 340 code for a protein of 97 amino acids. The record is from RefSeq and is a predicted model, not a curated record.